AUGGGGAGUAUCCCGGACCUGGGUCAGCCGCGGGCCCGCCUCUGCCUGCUCCUAGCUGCGCUGCAGCUUCUGCCCUGGACGCAGGCCGACCCCGUGGAUGUACUGAAGGCUCUGGGCAUGCGUGGGGGCCAAGCUGGGGUCCCUGAGGGGCCUGGCUUCUGCCCUCAGAGGACCCCAGAGGGUGACCGGGCAUUCAGGGUGGGCAAGGCCAGCACACUCAGUGUCCCCACGAGGGAGCUCUUUCCAGAUGGACACUUCCCUGAGAACUUCUCCGUGUUGGUCACUCUGCGGAGCCAGGCAACCAGCAGGUCCACCCUUCUGUCCAUUUACGAUGAGAUGGGGGUCCGACAGCUGGGACUGGUGCUGGGGCCAGGGUUGGACCUCUUAGGUGACACUUUUAGUCCCCUCUCCCAGCAGGUCAACUUCACAGAUGGCAGGUGGCACCGUGUGGCGGUCAGUGUGAAUGGCAUGGUGGUAACCCUGGUGGCUGACUGUGAACCUCAGCCCCCCAUGUUGGGCCAAAGACCUCGAUCCAUCAACACAACUGGAUUCACUGUACUUGGAACCCAGGACCUGGGGGAGGAGACUUUUGAGGGAGAUAUUCAGGAGCUGCUGAUAUGCCCAGAUCCUCAGGCUGCCUUCCAGGCCUGUGAGCAAUACCUUCCUGGCUGUGACGACCUGGACCCCUUAGCCACAGUGGCCCCCCAGGGUGAGCUGGAAACAUCUACCCCUAGAAGAAAGGGGAAGGGGAAGAAGAAAGGGAGAGGUCGCAAGGGGAAGGGCAGGAAGAAGAACAAAAAAACUAUGACCUUGAGUCCAACUCCUACCUCCCUGGAGAACCAGACCUCUGCUGGCGUCCCCAAGACAGCAGUGCCAUCCCCAGCUUUGCCUCCGACUCCCCUGUCCCCUUUGAUGAUCACCACCACUGUGUCCACGGACGGCAAUGUCACCAUUGUAGAGGGGGACCUGGAUCCUGACAAUGGAACUGAGCUGCAGACCCUGAAGACUGACGAAGCCACUGAGGACAAGGAAAGAGAUGGCCUCACCAUGGGUCCCCUCUUCAGGGCAGCUGAGCAGUCUUCAAGGACUCACCUACAGAUCUUUCCUGAUGCUGGAGAGAAAGGAGCAAAAGGCGAACCAGCAGUGAUUGAACAGGGGCAUCAGUUUGAGGGGCCUCCAGGAGCUCCAGGACCCCGAGGGCUGGAUGGCCCCUUGGGCCCCCCUGGUCCCCCGGGAUUUCCUGGGGACCCUGGGUUACCGGGCCCUGCUGGCCUCCCAGGGACCCCUGGCAUUGAUGGGAUCCGGGGUCUACCAGGCACUGUGAUCAUGAUGCCGUUCCAGUUUGCCAGCAGUUCCUUCAAAGGACCCUCAGUCUCCUUCCAGCAGGCCCAAGCUCAGGCAGUACUACAGCAGGCUCAGCUCGCUAUGAAAGGUCCCCCUGGCCCUGUUGGGCUCACUGGACGCCCAGGCCCUAUGGGUCUCCCUGGGUAUCCAGGCCUGAAAGGAGAGGUGGGAGAAAUUGGACCACAGGGUCCCCGAGGACUUCAGGGACCCCGUGGCCCCCCUGGCCGAGAAGGCAAAAUGGGUCGCUCUGGAGCAGAUGGAGCUCGGGGUCUCCCAGGGGACACAGGCCCUAAGGGUGAUCGGGGCUUUGAUGGUCUGCCGGGAUUGCCUGGUGAGAAAGGCCAAAGGGGUGACUUUGGCCAUGUGGGGCAACCUGGUCCCCCAGGAGAGGAUGGUGAGAAGGGAACUCAGGGACCUCCAGGGCCCACUGGCCAGGCCGGAGAGCCCGGUCCCCGAGGACUGAUCGGUUCCAGGGGCUCCCCGGGCUCCCCAGGACGCCCAGGUGUAGUUGGAAUUGAUGGUGCUCCAGGUGCCAAAGGAAAUGUGGGUCCUCCAGGAGAACCAGGACCUCCAGGACAGCAAGGAAACCCUGGGUCCCAGGGAAUUCCUGGCCCCCAAGGACUCAUUGGCAUUCCUGGAGAGAAGGGUCCUCCUGGUAACCCAGGGAUUCUAGGUCUCCCAGGAGCUGAUGGCCCUCCGGGCCACCCAGGCCAUGAAGGCCCCACGGGAGAGAAGGGGACCCAGGGUCCACUUGGAUCAGCAGGCCCUACGGGCUACCCUGGACCUCGGGGUGUGAAGGGCACUUCUGGCAACCGAGGUCUCCAGGGAGAGAAAGGAGAAAAGGGAGAGGAUGGCUUCCCAGGCUUCAAGGGAGAUGGGGGCCCUAAAGGCGACCGGGGGCAUCCAGGACCCACCGGUGCCCGAGGAGAGGAUGGCCCUGAAGGGCUGAAGGGACAGGCUGGACUAGCCGGCGAGGAGGGGCCCCCAGGUUCAGCUGGGGAGAAGGGCAAGCUUGGGGUGCCAGGUCUUCCAGGUUACCCAGGACGCCCUGGACCUAAGGGAUCUGUUGGAUUUCCCGGGCCACUGGGACCAUUAGGAGAGAAAGGAAAGCGGGGGAAGGCGGGGCAGUCAGGGCAGGAAGGAGAGCGGGGACCACCAGGUUCCCGAGGAGACAGGGGCCAACCAGGUGCCACAGGACAGCCAGGCCCCAAGGGAGAUGUUGGACAAGACGGGGCCCCGGGGGUCCCUGGAGAAAAGGGUCUUCUCGGUCUGCAAGGACCCCCUGGAUUCCCUGGGCCAAAGGGCCCUCCUGGCCCCCAGGGAAAAGAUGGGAGACCUGGACACCCUGGACAGAGAGGAGAAUUGGGCUUCCAAGGUCAGAGAGGACCACCCGGACCCACUGGUGUCGUGGGACCUCAGGGAAAGACAGGAGAAGUGGGUCCUCUGGGUGAAAGGGGGCCCCCAGGCCCCCCUGGACCUCCUGGUGAACAAGGUCUUCCGGGCCUGGAAGGCAGCGAGGGGAACAAGGGGGACCUGGGACCACCAGGACCUCUUGGGAAGGAAGGGCCACCUGGACCCAGGGGCUUCCCUGGGCCCCAAGGAGCCCCUGGGGACCUGGGACCUACUGGUUUGAAGGGUGACAAGGGCCCCCCAGGCCCCAUCGGAGCCAAUGGUUCCCCUGGUGAGCGGGGUCCUGUGGGCCCAGCAGGAGGCAUUGGGCUUCCUGGUCAAAGUGGAGGCCAAGGUCCUGUUGGCCCCACAGGCGAGAUUGGAUCCCCAGGUGAACGUGGAUCCCCAGGACCUACUGGCAAAGAUGGGAUUCCAGGGCCACUGGGGCUUCCUGGACCCACUGGUGCUGCUGGACCCUCUGGCGAGGAAGGGGAUAAGGGGGAAGUGGGUGCCCCAGGUCACAAGGGGAGCAAAGGUGACAAAGGGGAUGUGGGCCCACCUGGACCAACAGGGAUACGAGGUCCUGCAGGACACCCAGGCUCCCCAGGAGCAGAUGGUGCUCAGGGGCGCCGGGGACCCCCAGGUCUCUUUGGCCAGAAAGGAGAUGAUGGAGUCAGAGGUUUUGUGGGACUGAUUGGCCCUCCUGGUCUGCAAGGAAUGCCAGGCCCUUCCGGAGAGAAGGGGGAGGUUGGAGAUGUAGGAUCCAUGGGUCCCCAUGGAGCUCCAGGCCCUCGGGGUCCCCAUGGACCCAGUGGAUCAGAGGGCCCUCCAGGGCUGCCUGGAGGAGUUGGUCAGCCAGGUGCUGUGGGAGAGAAGGGUGAGCCAGGGGAGGCUGGAGACCAAGGACCCCCAGGAACCCCAGGAAUCCUGGGUCCCAAGGGAGAAGUUGGUGAAAAGGGGGACUCAGGCCCAACUGGUGCUGCUGGACCCCCAGGCAAAAAAGGCCCUCCUGGAGAGGAUGGAGCCAAAGGGAGUGUGGGUCCCACAGGGCUCCCAGGAGACCUAGGACCCCCAGGAGACCCUGGAGCUAUGGGUAUAGAUGGUUCCCCAGGGGAGAAGGGAGACCAUGGUGAUGUUGGGGGUCCGGGCCCGCCUGGUGCUUCUGGGGAACCGGGCCCCCCUGGGCCCCCUGGCAAGAGGGGUCCGUCAGGUCGCAUGGGUCAGGAAGGCAGAGAAGGGCAGAAAGGUGCCAAGGGGGAGCCAGGUUCUGACGGCCCCCCAGGGAGGACAGGCCCAGUUGGGGCACGAGGACCCCCUGGGCGUGUUGGGCCUGAGGGUCUUCGAGGGAUCCCUGGCCCUGUGGGUGAACCAGGCCUCCUGGGCUCCCCUGGACAGAUGGGCCCUCCCGGCCCCCUGGGCCCCUCUGGCCUUCCAGGACUGAAAGGAGAUGCUGGUUUCAAGGGGGAAAAGGGCCACAUAGGAUUAAUAGGCCUCAUUGGCCCUCCUGGGGAAGCCGGCGAGAAAGGUGAUCAGGGAUUUCCAGGCGUGCAGGGCCCCCCUGGCUCCAAGGGAGACCCUGGUCUCCCUGGACCUAUUGGCUCCUUGGGCCACCCUGGGGCCCCUGGUGUGGCAGGCCCUCUGGGACAGAAGGGAUCAAAAGGGUCCCUGGGAUCCAUUGGUCCCCCAGGAGAUACUGGUCCACCCGGGCCUCCUGGGCCCCCGGGUCCCCCAGCGGAGCUGCGCGGGCUGCGCCGUCGUCGGCGCUCCCUCCCACUUCUGGGCGGCCUGGACGAAGCCACAGCGGGCGGCCUGGAGGAGGUCUUAGCUUCGCUCACGUCUCUGAGCUUCGAGGUGGAGCAGCUACGGCGCCCGCCAGGCACAGCCGAGCGCCCCGGACUCGUGUGCGGAGAGCUGUAUCGCAACCACCCACAGCUUCCGGAUGGGGAAUACUGGAUUGACCCCAACCAAGGCUGCGCAAAGGAUGCGCUCAGGGUUUUCUGCAACUUCACGGCAGGAGGAGAGACUUGUCUGUACCCGGACAAGAAGUUUGAGACGGUGAAAUUGGCCUCCUGGUCCAGAGAAAAGCCAGGAAAUUGGUACAGCACAUUCCGGCGGGGGAAGAAGUUUUCCUAUGUGGAUGCUGAUGGGUCCCCAGUGAACGUGGUACAGCUGACCUUCUUAAAGUUGCUAAGCGCCACAGCCCACCAGCGCUUCACCUACUCCUGCCAGAAUUCAGCUGCCUGGCUGGAUGAAGCUGCAGGUGACCAUGGCCGUUCCCUCCGUUUCCUUGGAGCCAAUGGAGAAGAGGUGUCCUUCAACCAGACUGCAGCAGCCCUCAUCAAUGUCCCUCAUGAUGGCUGUCGGCUCCGGAAAGGACAAGCAAAGACCCUCUUGGAGUUCAGCUCUUCCAGAGUUGGGUUUCUACCCUUGUGGGAUGUGGCGGCUACUGACUUUGGCCAGACAAACCAAAAGUUUGGGUUUGAGCUUGGUCCUGUCUGCUUUAGCAGUUGA
Molecule: messenger RNA, 5244 nt
Organism: Chrysochloris asiatica (Cape golden mole)
Lineage: Eukaryota; Metazoa; Chordata; Mammalia; Afrosoricida; Chrysochloridae
Gene: COL5A3
Product: collagen, type V, alpha 3
Exons: 67
Coding region: 1-5244 (1747 amino acids)
Molecular function (GO): extracellular matrix structural constituent
Source: RefSeq, a predicted model, not a curated record